AUGACGAUAACGUCCAUUCAGAUAUUGGUUGCAUUAGCGGUGAUACAUGAUCUUGAAAUUCAUCAAACAAAUGUGCAAACAAUAUUAUUAAAUGGAGAAUUGGAGGAAGAAAUUUACAUGGAACAACCCAAGAGUUUUGUGGUCCUUGGUAAAGAAAGAAAGUUGUAUCGUUAUGCUCCUGAGUUAGUGGGGAACAUGAGGGCUCAUAUGAGAAAGUUUGCAUCUGUUCUCUCGGUUAACUUGGUACUGGAAUGCAAAGAAGAAAUGCUGAAUAGGGACAUGGAUUUCUCCAAGUUAUCAGGGCACAUGCAGAAGUCUUCAGCAAAUGCACCUGCGCCCAGGCCUUUGGGUGAGCAGCAGUUCCAAUCAGGAGACAGGCCUAGAGUUCAGGUGCCAUCUUCAGCUAGUGCCCCUACACCCAGAACCAAGAAGGAGCAGUGGGGCAGGUUUUCCAUUUCUAGAUAUCAAAAUAGUAUGGGUGGAAGGCCAAGUUAUCCGAUACAUGCAAAGUGUGGCAGAAACCAUUGUUAUAGAUAUGGAAAGUCGGGUCACAGAAUUAAAGAGUGGACGUAUGCCAAGCAUGAAAGCAGGGAUGUUCGUUCCCAGACUCAGGCUACUAGCGCAUCGGCUCCACUAGGUCGCCCAGUUCCUCCUCAGGGCGCAUCAUCUAGAACUGGUGGCGGUCAGCUCCAGAAUCAAUUCUAUGCUUUACCAUCCCGACAAGAGCUGGAGACUUCACCUGAUGUUGUUACUGGUAUGCUUCGUGCCUGUCAUCUUGAUGUAAAUAUGUUGUUAGACCUAGGGUAA
Molecule: messenger RNA, 807 nt
Organism: Capsicum annuum
Lineage: Eukaryota; Viridiplantae; Streptophyta; Magnoliopsida; Solanales; Solanaceae
Exons: 4
Coding region: 1-807 (268 amino acids)
Source: RefSeq, a predicted model, not a curated record